UUUAUAAACUGUAACCGCUUGCUUCGUAUUGGGUGUUGGAAGCGGGUGGAAAAGUUUUUCUUGUCUGUUUCUUUACGAAAAAUUUAAUUUUUUUAAUGGCUGGAAGAUUACCUGCAAUCGUUAUUGAUAAUGGAACUGGGUACACAAAACUUGGUUUUGCUGGAAAUAGAGAACCACAGUUCAUCAUUCCAUCCGCGAUAGCUAUCAGAGAAACUGCAAAGAUUGGAGAUCAGGCAAUUAGAAGGUUAGGUCGUGGCAUAGAUGACCUGGAUUUUUACAUAGGUGAUGAAGCAAUUGAUUCUACAGGGUAUUCAGUAAAAUACCCAAUUCGUCAUGGAAUUGUGGAAGAUUGGGACUUGAUGGAACGAUUUUGGGAACAGUCCAUUUUUAAAUAUCUUCGAGCUGAACCUGAAGAUCACUACUUUUUAUUAACAGAACCUCCCUUAAAUACUCCAGAAAACAGAGAAUAUACUGCUGAAAUUAUGUUUGAAUCAUUUAAUGUUCCUGGUCUGUAUAUUGCAGUUCAAGCUGUAUUGGCUCUUGCUGCAUCUUGGACUUCUCGACAAAUGGGUGAGCGAACUUUGAAUGGCCUGGUAAUUGAUUCUGGUGAUGGUGUUACUCAUUGCAUUCCUGUGGCAGAGGGAUAUGUAAUUGGAAGCUGUAUCAAACAUAUUCCAAUUGCUGGACGUAAUAUCACCUAUUUCAUCCAAAGUUUACUCAGAGAACGUGAAGUUGGUAUCCCUCCCGAACAGUCGCUGGAGACAGCUAAGGCAAUAAAGGAAAGAUACAGUUACAUUUGUCCUGAUAUUGCCAAAGAAUUUGCAAAAUAUGACCAGGAACCAUCAAAGUGGAUGAAAAAAUAUGAAGGAAUUAAUGCAAUUACUCAGCAACCAUUUAGGGUUGAUGUUGGAUAUGAACGUUUCUUAGGACCUGAAAUAUUUUUCCACCCAGAGUUUGCAAAUCCAGAUUUCAUGACACCAAUAUCUGAAAUAGUAGAUACUUGUAUUCAAAGUUGUCCUAUUGAUGUAAGAAGGCCGCUAUAUAAGAAUAUAGUAUUAUCUGGUGGCUCAACAAUGUUCCGAGAUUUUGGCCGAAGGCUUCAACGAGAUAUCAAAAGAGUUGUCGAUGCAAGAUUGAAGCUUAGUGAAUCACUUAGUGGUGGUCGAAUAAAGCCCAAACCUAUCGAAGUCCAGGUUAUAUCCCAUCAUAUGCAAAGAUAUGCUGUAUGGUUUGGUGGUAGUUUACUAGGAUCUACACCUGAAUUUUAUCAAGUAUGUCCUACUAAAGCUGCAUAUGAAGAAUAUGGACCUAGUAUUUGUCGUCAUAAUCCUGUAUUUGGUGCCAUGACAUGAGAAAUAAAGUACUUUUAAAUACUUUAAAACAUACCUUCAUAAAGAGUGUAAUAUAUUGAAAAUCUAAUCUAAAAAAAAGAAACAUUGCUUCUGAGAUUACAGUUAGCUUCUGUUAUGGACUGUGAUGUGUGUAACAUAUGGAACAAAUUUCUUUGCAAAUUCCCAAUCAAUGACCAUUGCUCAUACUAUUGAAAAUCUAUUAUAUGUCUACUAUUGUCUUUGUUUUUUUUUAUUGAAUUUUCUUUUCUAUGAAUAGCUAUCAGUCUUAAAUUACUGAUUUAUCAAAAAAUCAUCUAGUGAUUGUAUUUUGUAAUUGUUUUGCACUUGUAAUUUUAUAGACACUCCAUUUAUUGAAUAUAUCAAAAUAAACUCGUUUUCUUUAUUAAA
This is a messenger RNA of Argiope bruennichi, 1739 nucleotides long. RefSeq names its product actin-related protein 3 (gene Arp3). The record is from RefSeq and is a predicted model, not a curated record. NCBI's taxonomy places the organism in Eukaryota, Metazoa, Arthropoda, Arachnida, Araneae, Araneidae. The transcript has 11 exons. Gene Ontology annotation, cellular component: Arp2/3 protein complex; actin cortical patch. Bases 96 to 1352 code for a protein of 418 amino acids. Gene Ontology annotation, molecular function: actin filament binding. Gene Ontology annotation, biological process: Arp2/3 complex-mediated actin nucleation.